Molecule: messenger RNA, 837 nt
Organism: Parastagonospora nodorum SN15
Lineage: Eukaryota; Fungi; Ascomycota; Dothideomycetes; Pleosporales; Phaeosphaeriaceae
Exons: 2
Coding region: 1-765 (254 amino acids)
Source: RefSeq, a predicted model, not a curated record
AUGUCGAAGCCGACAAUUGUCUGUGUUCCUGGUGCAUGGCACACCCCAGAAAUAUACGCCAAAGUUCUUGACAUCUUGAGCGGCCAUGGAUACCCAACACUGGCUCUUGCCUUGCCUUCCGCUGGCGCAUCGCCCCCUCAUGCGGACUUCAAUGGCGACGUCAAAGGGAUUCGCGAAUGUCUCACCGAGCUUGUCGAAGAGGGGAAGGAUGUCGUACUGGUCAUGCACUCGUACACUGGCAUGCCCGGGGCUCAAGCGCCAGCUGGACUUGGCAAGAAGGAGCGUCAAGCGGCGAAUCUAAAGGGAGGUGUCAUCAGACUCGUCUUUAUCAUGGCGUUCGCAAUGCCCGAAGGCUUUACGCCCACCGCUGGAGGUGCGCAGUAUCCUGAAUGGAUGAAGAUGGACCCAGACAACGGUAUCGUUACGGUACAGCCCGGUGACGCCAAACGGGUCUUCUACAACGACUUUUCCCCCGAGGAGGCUGAGACUUGGGCCCUCAAACUCAUUCAUCAGAGCAUCGGAGUGUACACCAGUACGACGUCUUGGGCAGCCUGGCGUCAUAUCCCUUCGACCUACGUGAUUGGAACGGAAGAUAAGACGUCGUUCACUCCUGAGCUUGUCGAAUACAUGAUCAACACCGCAAAGCGCAUCGAGCCUAGCGCAUUCGACGUGAUAGAAAAGUGCGACGCUGGACAUUGCCUUAUGAUCAGCCGUCCAGAAUGGUUAGCAGACGUUCUAAGGCGCGCAGGAGAAGAAUUCGCGUAGCUCUUUGCAAAGAAUUCUUGUGUACAUUGUUAAACCUAGACUCGCGAUAUCAUUCGUAGUAAUUUACAUGGA